UUGAAGAAGUUCCUUCCGCUUUACGUAGCGUCCAUCUGCUUACUGAGCUAACACUGUUCGGCAGUUCCUGACGAAGACUGGGAUUAAUUGUUGGACCAAACAAAGCCUGAAAUAAGCGGCUUUACGCUUGAUCUGUGAGCGAAGAUGACAGACCGUUACAACAUCCACAGCCAGCUGGAGCACCUGCAGUCAAAGUACAUUGGCACAGGACAUGCAGAUACCACGAAGUGGGAAUGGCUGGUGAACCAGCACAGAGACUCAUACUGCUCCUAUAUGGGCCACUUUGACCUUCUCAAUUACUUCUCCAUCGCUGAGAACGAGAGCAAGGCUCGUGUCCGCUUUAAUCUAAUGGAGAAGAUGCUGCAGCCCUGCGGACCCCCAGCUGACAAACCAGAGGAUGCUUAGGAUGAAGCAUCGCUCGGAGAGGACUUUGGUCUUUAUAGGGGUCAAUUAUAAAUGAGAUUUUUUUACCAUAUGUUUUUUUUUUUUUUUUUUCUUCAAUUAAUUGUACAUUUGCAUAUUUGUUCCAUUUUGUACAACUCAACUGUGUUUGAAGAAAAUAAAAAUUUGUAAUGGGGGAAGGCAGGCACACAUUCUGCCAUUUAAGUUGAAUUCAAUUUCUUUAAAUUUUAGUUUAGCGAUAUUAAACAUAAGAUUCUUUCUUUGCCCCAGAGGCCCAACAUACAAGAUAGACAAAAUGCAGCAAGGUUGCAGAAGAAAUGGUCACAGACUAAACAGCAUUGUUGUGGCUUGUAUAGUUCUGGUUGAUAGUAUAGAUGUUCUUAGUGUUUUUGCACUUAAGAUUUUUAUACAUAUUAAAACUUUUUAGCAUAAUGCUACAGAAUUCUUUACAACUGGUGUACCACAUAAUCCAAUCAUGUGAAGUCUUCUGUAAUUUACUUCUACUUUUUAAGGAAAAUGUCUCCAGUGUCAGUUCUUUGUGCCAGUAUGUCCUCAAACUGAUUUGGUGUUAUUGAUUAAUAAAUGAAACUGCAUUUAGAUGAAUAAAACACUGACAUGUUCAAGGAAUUGGCAUGACCGUUAUA
Molecule: messenger RNA, 1046 nt
Organism: Clarias gariepinus (North African catfish)
Lineage: Eukaryota; Metazoa; Chordata; Actinopteri; Siluriformes; Clariidae
Gene: sf3b5
Product: splicing factor 3b, subunit 5
Exons: 2
Coding region: 145-405 (86 amino acids)
Biological process (GO): mRNA splicing, via spliceosome
Cellular component (GO): U2 snRNP; precatalytic spliceosome
Source: RefSeq, a predicted model, not a curated record